Erigeron canadensis is the source of this 1483-nucleotide messenger RNA. RefSeq lists its product as uncharacterized. Gene Ontology annotation, molecular function: zinc ion binding. Lineage: Eukaryota; Viridiplantae; Streptophyta; Magnoliopsida; Asterales; Asteraceae. Bases 202 to 1170 code for a protein of 322 amino acids. The transcript is spliced from 7 exons. The record is from RefSeq and is a predicted model, not a curated record.
ACAUCAAAAGUCUUGUUAUAUCUUACUUGGUAGUUUGUUUGUAUGAUCCAAUUUCACAUUUUCUUCUUUCUAGUAGUGUGUUGAUCCCCUUUUAAUUCCAAAUUCAAUCUUAACUACUACUUUAUUUACUUUCCCAAAUUCUAUAUCUAUCUAUCUAUCUAUCUAUCUAUCUAUCUAUCUAUAUCAAUCAUACACAAGUCCAUGGCUGACGAUGCCGAUCCUUCACCUCUAGUUGCGCCAUCUGUCAUCACUGAACCGACUGAGAUCGAUUUAGAAGCUGGUCCCGGUGAACAAAUUCAGUGCCGUAUCUGUCUCGAAACUGAUGGCAGAGAUUUUAUUGCACCCUGUAAGUGUAAAGGGACAUCAAAGUACGUUCACCGGGAGUGCCUUGAUCAUUGGCGAGCUGUGAGGGAAGGAUUUGCAUUUGCUCAUUGCACAACCUGCAAGGCUCCCUAUCAUUUGAGAGUUCAUGCUGUUGCUGAUAGGAAAUGGAGAACCAUGAAGUUCCGUUUCUUUGUGACCAGAGACAUUCUGUUUAUCUUUCUCUCUGUACAGAUUGUGAUUUCUUUCUUGGCAUAUUUGGUUUACUUAAUUGAUGGAUAUCAAAAGUUUUGGCUUCGUCUUGCUUGGGGUUUUGAUAGUGAAACUAGUUUCUACUACAUAUGUGGCGCACUAUUAUUUUUUGCCCUACUUGGUCUAUCUGGAUGCUUUAUAACGUGUUACGAUCGGAGAGUCCGUAAUGAUCUUGCUCAGCCUUGUCGAGAAUUGUGUCUUUGCUGCUGUCAACCCGGUGUUUGUGCAGACUGCCAUCUACCUGGUACUCUUUGUAUGUGGACUGACUGUACCACUUGCUUUGAAAGUUGUGCCAGUGCAACUGGUGAAUGUGGUUGUUUAGGAGGUGCAGGUGAAGCUGGCUUACCAUUAAUAUUUAUAAUGGCUUUAGUCGUUCUUGGACUUUUUACUGUCAUCGGCAUAUUCUACAGUGUGCUGGUGGCUACAAUGGUUGGCCAAAGGAUUUGGCAACGGCACUAUCACAUAUUAGCUAAAAGAAUGCUAACCAAAGAAUACGUGGUCGAGGAUGUUGAUGGUGAGACAUCCGGAUCUGAUUGGUCUCCACCAACUCUCCCACCCGAGCAUAUUCAGCAACUCAAGACUCUUGGCCUCUUAUAACUAAGCAUGCUGUAAAUAAAAUGAAGAUGUAGGUGCUUGGGUUAUUAGCCUGGACACCCAAUUGAUUAACUGGAUUAUAGUGGGCCUAAUUACAUGUAAUGUUUUUCAUUUUUGAAUUUUCGUUUUCUUGUCAGAGUUGUCAAAUGUAGCACGACAUAUAGCAGCUUCAAAUGCAUGAGUUACAUGUCAUUAUAGCAGUAUCGGGUUGUGACUUGUGAGCGAUGGAAUCUAUAUGUUAUGUCUUGGAUUGUCAGCCGACAUGGUGACAUUGAAGUUUGGUAAAUGUCGUUGAGUACAGUUAUUUUCUUUGGAA